Messenger RNA from Metarhizium album ARSEF 1941, 762 nucleotides. RefSeq lists its product as uncharacterized. The coding region runs from base 1 to 762 and encodes 253 amino acids. The record is from RefSeq and is a predicted model, not a curated record. The transcript has a single exon. NCBI's taxonomy places the organism in Eukaryota, Fungi, Ascomycota, Sordariomycetes, Hypocreales, Clavicipitaceae.
AUGACUCUCCCAAACCCAUCGCCACCCCUCCUCCUCACGAAGCGCCUCAACGCCUUUCUACACGCCAACCAAACCCCCCAGCUGCCCACGCUCCUCCUCACCACCUGCCACGGCAAGCUCCUCGCCCACGCAAGCCCACACCCGGUAUCUAUCCUCCGCACACACGCGACCGUCGCGGCCUCGCUCCUCGCCAUCCACACCUCCUCCUCGGCCGACGUGCCCUCCGCGCUGCCCGGCUCCCGAACCCCCGACCCCAUCCCCAGCUCGCCCGUCCUCUACCCAGACACCUCGGAUAAAGAAGACUACGGCGACGACGACGGCGACGACGACGACGACGACGACGACGACGACCAAGACGCAGCCCCCCACGCCACCGCAGCGUCCAAAAGGGCAGCCGCGAAAAGGAGAGCCGCCCGGUCCGUCAAACCCGUCACCAUCACAGUCCAGCUCAGCGGCGGGACCGUCAUCAUCCGCCGCCUCAAAUGCGGCCUGCUCUUCGUGUCCGUCGGCCCCUCGGCGCACGACCUCCAGCCCGACGCGCACCUGCAGCCCGAAAACGGCGACGCAGCCGGUAGUCCCAGCGAGGUGGAGAGCCUAGCCAGCGCCGGGGCACAAACGUCGUCCAGCCUGGAAAGCGCGGGCGCCGCCUCCGUCGUCGCCAUGAGGAGGCACGCGGCAGACCUGGCGCGCUGGCUGGACGACAAGCUGGGCACGCUGCGCGUCCCCGAGGAAGGCGUCGGGUCGAGCGACUGGAAGAACUGA